UGGACACACAAGCAGGAAUAUCUCAGAAGGACAUCUAAUGUUAUCCCCGGAUUGUGACAUAAAAGAUAAUGACAGUAGACAGGAUUCUCCAGGAGCUAAUCCCAUCACCCCAAUUAUACAUCCAGCUCUAUCAGCUGAUCCCUCUGAUCCUGGGAAAUGUUCUCCUGAUCACUCUGAUAUUGGUGCAUCUGUUCCAGCUCUGACAGUAGAUAUAGAGUUUCCCUGUUCUAUAGAUGCAAAAUGUUUUACACAGAACACAAAGCCUAUUAACCCACACACAGGUAAGGCAGGUGGAAGGCCACUGAUAUGUUCUGAGUGUGGGAAAUGUUUUACAUACAAAUCAGAUCUUGUUAUACAUCAGAGAAGUCACACAGGUGAGAAGCCAUUUCCAUGUUCUGAGUGUGGAAAAUGUUUUGCAAGCAAAUCAGAUCUUAUUAAACAUCAGAGAAGUCAUACAGGUGAGAAGCCAUUUUCAUGUUCUGAGUGUGGGAAAUGUUUUACACGGAAAUCAUAUCUUGUUACACAUCAGCGAACUCACACAGGUGAGAAGCCAUUUCUUUGCUCUGAGUGUGGGAAAGGUUUUGCAAACAAAUCAGAUCUUGUUAAACAUCAGAGAAGUCACACAGGUGAGAAGCCAUUUCCAUGUUCUGAGUGUGGGAAAUGUUUUACACGGAAAUCAUAUCUUGGUACACACCAGCAAACUCACACAGGUGAGAAGCCAUUUCUAUGCUCUGAGUGUGGGAAAUGUUUUGCAAACAAAUCAAAUCUUGUUAUACAUCACAGAAGUCACACAGGUGAGAACCCAUUUCCAUGUUCUGAGUGUGGGAAAUGUUUUACACAGAAAUCAUAUCUUGAUACACAUCAGCGAACUCACACAGGUGAGAACCCAUUUCCAUGUUCUGAGUGUGGGAAAGGUUUUGCACACAAAUCACAUCUUGUUAAACACCAGAGAAGUCACACAGGUGAGAAGCCAUUUUCUUGCUCUGAGUGUGGGAAAUGUUAUACACAAAAAUCACAUCUUGUUAGACAUCAGCGAACUCACACAGGUGAGAGGCCAUUUCCAUACUCUGAGAAAUAAAUCAGCUCUUGUUGCACACAAUAGACAUCACUCAGUUGAGGAACCAUUUUAAUCUUCUGGAGUAUACUCAUCAUUGCCAUGUGUUGUUCUUCAAGGUUCUUAUCCUAUCUCCUAUGCUUUUUGCAAU
Molecule: messenger RNA, 1205 nt
Organism: Pseudophryne corroboree (corroboree frog)
Lineage: Eukaryota; Metazoa; Chordata; Amphibia; Anura; Myobatrachidae
Product: oocyte zinc finger protein XlCOF6.1-like
Exons: 2
Coding region: 38-1078 (346 amino acids)
Biological process (GO): regulation of transcription by RNA polymerase II
Cellular component (GO): nucleus
Molecular function (GO): RNA polymerase II cis-regulatory region sequence-specific DNA binding; DNA-binding transcription factor activity, RNA polymerase II-specific
Source: RefSeq, a predicted model, not a curated record